AUGGAUCAUUACCUAGUUCGCUUCAGCCAUUCGCACGAGACCUUUCGGCUCCCCGAGCUGCAGGCGUUGGCAACCCUCGAGGGGCUUGAUCUUGAGGUUGUUAAAUACAACCCGGAGUCUCCAUUCUGCGUCAUACGCGUUGCUAACGAUGCAGCGGCCGGGGCUGCUCUUGUCCGGCGCUCCCUGAUCGUUCAGUCUGUGCAUUCCCUCUGGGGGAUGGCGGAUACCCUACCAGACUUACAUGCAGAUGUGGCUCAGCGCGCUGCUUCUCUGUGGCCACCAUUUAUCGCCUCCUCCUUCAAGAUGGAGAUCGACUCGUUCCAGGGCAGACGCACAGCUGCUGCUCGUCUAAGUAUCAUCGAUAGCUUUGGCAAAACGCUUCCUCUUGAAGGGCCUAUCGACCUGCAUGAACCCGACUGCCUGCUGACUGUUUUUGAGCGCUGGGUUCACGACGCCAUGCAAAAGCAGUUGACCGAGCCUGAGGAGUACUAUCUGGGCCGUUAUAUUGCUCGCUCCUCCCGCGAUGCCAUUCGUACAUUCGAUCUGAAAAAGCGUCGCUACAUUGCAACUACUAGCAUGGAUGCCGAAUUGUCGCUCCUGACUGCCAAUCUGGCCUUGGCUGCACCGGGAAAGCUUUUCUACGAUCCAUUCGUCGGUACCGGUAGCUUUCCGCUGGCUGCCGCGUACUGGGGUGCCGUUACAUGGGGCAGUGACAUCGAUGGCCGCGCUGUGCGCGGCUCGGCUGCAGGUAUCAAUGGGGCCGGCGGCCUGGGAGGCUCCCGUGAGGGCCGCAAUGAUGUUCGCGGCAACUUUGAGCAGUAUGGUUUACUGUCUGGCUUUGGCGACUUGCUCAUUGCCGACUUAACAAAUACGCCUCUUCGUCGAAGUGGCGGCAGCAGUCGCUGGAUUGAUGGGAUAGUGUGCGACCCGCCGUAUGGCGUACGCGAGGGCCCACGCGUGCUUGGCUGCCGAAACCCGACCAAAACGCCUUGGGUAGUGGAAACUGGGCGUCUGCGAUAUAGAGAGCCAACCUUUCUGGUACCGAAACAGCCAUACGGCUUCAUGGCGCUGCUCCAUGACCUGUUGCAAUUUUCUGCCGAUACUCUUGUCGAUAACGGCAGGCUGAGCUUCUGGAUGCCAACGGCCAAUGAUGAAGUGCAGGAGCUACCUGUGCCUACGCAUCCAUGCCUGGCUGUAGUGUCUGUCUAUGCGGAGUUGGGUACAGAUGUGCUGGCCACAACGUCAGCAUCAGUCGAAUCGUCAAAGUCCAUAGGACUGACGGCUAACCAACUCAAUCCGUUCCGGCGGGGCUACUUCAAUACGAAGCCGGAAGAGUAG
Molecule: messenger RNA, 1338 nt
Organism: Grosmannia clavigera kw1407
Lineage: Eukaryota; Fungi; Ascomycota; Sordariomycetes; Ophiostomatales; Ophiostomataceae
Product: RNA methylase family upf0020 protein
Exons: 5
Coding region: 1-1338 (445 amino acids)
Biological process (GO): methylation
Cellular component (GO): cytoplasm
Molecular function (GO): nucleic acid binding
Source: RefSeq, a predicted model, not a curated record